Messenger RNA from Brassica napus (rape), 3012 nucleotides. RefSeq names its product vacuolar protein sorting-associated protein 35B. The record is from RefSeq and is a predicted model, not a curated record. Lineage: Eukaryota; Viridiplantae; Streptophyta; Magnoliopsida; Brassicales; Brassicaceae. The transcript is spliced from 22 exons. Bases 379 to 2796 code for a protein of 805 amino acids. Gene Ontology annotation, biological process: intracellular protein transport; retrograde transport, endosome to Golgi. Gene Ontology annotation, cellular component: late endosome; retromer complex; retromer, cargo-selective complex.
GAUGAAAAAAAGUUUUGACAUAAGGAAUCACACCUUGUUUGAUGAUCUCCCAAUGAUGUCUAUAGAAUCCUGCAUUCAUACCAUCAGGCCCUGGAGAUUUAUCAGGAUUUAUAGAAAAAGCAGCAGCUUCAAUCUCCUUCUCUGUGACUUGAGCAGUUAAUUUUGUAUUUAUUUCCUCCGAAAUGGUUGAUAUUAUGUUAACAGAAUAGAUUCCAGUUUCAUCAAUUGGGAAUUUUUAAUGUAAGAUACAAAAAAAAAGAACAUAUCUCUCGACUGGUGAGAUGAUAAUUUAAAAAAAAAAGAAAUCGAAAGUCUACGCUUAACAGAAGAGAAAAGAAAACGGGUGAGACAGGGAGGGAGGAGGAAGAAGAAGAAGAAAUGAGGAGGCUGGGCGGAGUAGAAGACGAGGAGAAGUGGCUGGCGGAAGGAAUCGCGGGAAUCCAGCACAACGCUUUCUUCAUGCAUCGCGCCUUGGACGCGAACAAUCUCAGAGAAGUCCUCAAGUACUCCGCGCUCAUGCUAUCUGAGCUCCGCACCUCCAACCUCUCUCCUCAGAAAUACUACGAUCUCUAUAUGCGAGCUUUCGAUCAGUUGAGGCAGUUGGAGAUUUUCUUGAGGGAUGAGAGCAGGCAUGGCUUACCUGUGGUUGAUUUGUAUGAGCUUGUUCAACAUGCCGGCAACAUUUUUGAUCAUCUGAUUGUCUCAAUUAUUAGCUAUAGAUUAGGACCACUACAGUAUCUGCUAUGUACGGUAGGGUCUGUUUAUAUCAAAAGCAAGCAGGCUCCUUCUAAGGAUGUUCUUAAGGAUCUCGUGGAGAUGUGCCGAGGUGUUCAACAUCCUAUUCGUGGGCUCUUUCUGAGGAGUUAUCUUGCCCAAGUGAGCAGGGAUAAGUUACCUGAGAUUGGUUCAGACUACCAAGGAGAUGCAAAUACUGUGAUGGAUGCUGUGGAGUUUGUGCUACAAAAUUUCACUGAGAUGAAUAAGCUCUGGGUUCGAAUUCAGCAUCAGGGACCUGGAACAGUUCGAGAGAAGCAAGAGAAAGAGAGGAACGAACUUCGUGAUCUUGUUGGGAAAAAUUUGCACGUUCUAGGACAAAUAGAAGGUGUUCACCUUGAGAUGUACAAAGAGACUGUUCUUCCAAGGAUCUUAGAGCAGGUCGUCAACUGUAAAGAUGAUUUUGCUCAGUAUUAUCUGAUGGAGUGCAUAAUUCAAGUCUUUCCUGAUGAGUAUCACUUGCAGACUCUUGAGACACUUUUGGCUGCUUGUACUCAACUGAUGCCAACAGUGGACACCAAGAUAGUGUUAACUCAACUGAUGGACCGGCUGUCAAACUAUGCUGUCUCAAGUCCAGAUGUUUUACACGAAUUUUUGCAAGUGGAAGCUUUUGCUAAACUGAACAAUGCAAUUGGAAAGGUGAUAGAUACACAGAUUGAGAUGCCUAUUGUUGGAGCUAUGACGCUGUUUGUCUCUCUUCUGACUUUUGCACUCCGGGUUCAUCCUGAUCGGCUCGACUAUGUGGAUCAAGUAUUGGGCGCAUGUGUAGUUAAACUUUCCAGUGGGCCCAAGCUGGAGGACGCCCGUGCAAUGAAACAAGUUGUUGCACUUCUGAGUGCUCCUUUAGAAAAAUACAAUGACAAAGUUACAGCUCUUACACUAUCAAAUUAUCCACGAGUCAUGGACCAUCUUGAUGAUGGAACGAAUAAAGUAAUGGCAAUGCUUAUAAUUCAGAGUAUAAUGAAAAACAACUCGUGUAUUUCAACUGCUGAUAAGGUUGAGGUGUUGUUUGAAGUGAUAAAAGGACUUAUAAAGGAUUUGGAUGGAAACGCUACAGAGGAGCUUGAAGAAGAGGAUUUCCAGGAGGAACAAAAUUCAGUAGCCCGACUGAUAAAUAUGCUUGAUAAUGAAGAACCGGAGGAGAUGCUAAAGAUUAUAUGUGUUGUGAGAAAGCAUCUUAUGACAGGAGGAACUAGACGCCUGCCUUUUACCAUUCCCCCGCUUAUUUUUUCUGCUCUCAGGUUGGUCAGGCAGCUAGAAUCCCAGGGUGGAGAUAUAACUGGAGAAGAUCUCCCAGCAACCCCGAGGAAUAUUUUUCAGAUUCUCAACCAGACAAUCGAGGUUCUUUCGUCAGUUCCAUGUCCUGAACUCGCUUUAAGGCUCUACCUCCAGUGCGCUGAGGCCGCAAGUGAUUGUGAUCUUGAGCCUGUUGCUUAUGAGUUUUUCACUCAAGCAUUUAUAUUAUACGAGGAAGAAAUCGCGGACUCCGAGGCACAGGUCACUGCAAUUCACCUGAUUGUUGGAACCUUGCAAAGGAUCAAUGUCUUUGGUGUCGAAAACAGAGACACCUUGACACAUAAAGCAACCGGGUACUCAGCAAGGCUUUUAAAGAAGCCUGAUCAGUGUCGAGCGGUUUAUGCAUGUUCUCACCUCUUCUGGGUCGAUGAUCUAGAUGGCAUAAAAGAUGGAGAAAGAGCUCUUCUAUGUUUAAGACGUGCACUGAGGAUAGCAAACGCAGCCCAACAAAUGGCUAAUGCAACCCGAGGCAGCAGCGGACCAGUCACGCUGUUUGUCGAAAUCUUGAACAAGUACAUAUAUGUUUAUGAGAAAGGGAAUCCACAUAUAACCCCAUCUGAUAUACAGUCUCUGAUAGAGUUGAUCAACACGGAGAUGCAAAGCGACAACAACGGUAACACAAGAACCCACUCAGAUCCUUUCUUUACAAGCACAUUGCGUUACAUGAGGUUCCAAAAACAGAAAGGUGGCUUGAUGGGUGACAAAUAUGAACUCAUCAAGUUGUGACUUGUAUCCUCCACAGUCUUGAAAUCAAAUCCAUAGACCUAAACCUCCUUUUGUUUUUUUUUAUGGAAGUUCAGAAGAAAUGGUUGUCAACAUUGAAAAGUAUGUGUACACGUUUGGUUUCUUUUGGGGUCCAUAACAAACUUCUGUAAUUUUUUAGUCUCUUUUGCUACUAAUACUCUAAUCUCUAUUGUGUAUAGAAAAUCCUCGUUUUCAAUC